UUAAAAAUCAAAUAUGAACCCCCACUCAUCUUCAUCUCCAAAGCCACACCAAAAGAAUCACAGCAACCAAUCCGAAACCCGCCACCACACCGCCACCAGAGAUGGCGGCGAUAGCCGCCGCAGUCGCCGCCGCGUCGUCGGCCCUGAACUCCCUCCACCUCUCUCGACCCUCGUCUCUCAUCCGCACUCGCUCCCACCUCCGCACCCUCACCUCAUCUCUCUCUUCGCCGUCCACAACCCAAUUCAACAUCACCUUCGCCCCUCCCAAACCCAAAACCCCAAAACCCAACCCAGACCCAAUCUCUCCCGACGAACUAGGUCAACAACUCUUCAUCCCAUGGAUCGUCCGCGACGAGAAGGGCAACCUCACUCUCCAGUCCACCCCACCGCCUCGUCUUCUUCACGAAAUGGCCAAUGCCAAGACUCAGUCCGCCAAGAAGAAGAAGAAGAAGAAAGAGAGCUCAAUCAAUGCUGUCCCAACAUCUGAGCCCAAGCAUUCCAAAGCAGCAAGGAGAUUUUAUAAUCAGAAUUUCAGAGAUCCUCCUCAGCGCCUCAGUAAGGUUCUUGCUUCUUCCGGAGUGGCAUCGAGAAGGAGCAGCGAAGAGCUUAUUUUCCAAGGACGGGUGACUGUUAAUGGUUCUGUGUGCAACACUCCUCAGACUAGAGUUGAUCCUGCCAGGGAUAUAAUUUAUGUCAAUGGAAACCGCCUUCCUAAGAAAUUGCCUCCAAAGGUGUAUUUGGCCUUGAACAAGCCAAAAGGGUACAUAUGCUCUUCUGGGGAGAAAGAGACUAAAUCAGUGAUAUCUCUUUUUGAUGAUUAUUUGAAGAGUUGGGAUAAAAGGAAUCGGGGACAACCUAAACCAAGAUUGUUUACUGUUGGCCGCCUUGAUGUUGCCACAAGUGGUUUAAUUAUUGUAACAAAUGAUGGGGAGUUUGCUCAAAAACUUUCACAUCCUUCUUUUAAUUUAUCAAAGGAAUACAUUGCAACUAUAGAUGGUGUGGUCAAUAAGCGGCACCUAAUAGCAAUCAGUGAGGGAACAGUCAUUGAAGGCACCCAUUGCACCCCAGAUGUUGUUGAGCUUCUACCACAACAGCCUGACAUAUCAAGACCUCGACUUCGUGUUGUGGUUCAUGAGGGGAGAAAUCAUGAAGUUCGGCAACUUGUAAAAAAUGCUGGACUGGAGAUCCAUUCACUAAAGCGUGUACGUAUAGGUGGUUUCAGGCUUCCAUCAGACCUUGUGCUUGGGAAGCAUAUUGAGCUAAAACAAUCGAACCUGAGGGCUCUCGGCUGGAAGAGUUAAAGAAAUUGCGGCCAAAGGGAUUAAAGCCAAUUUUCUUGUACUCCUUUGCAAUAGAGCUUGAAGGAAAGUAUUGCAAUACCUGGUAAUGUCUUGCAGGUGAUAAUUAUUGAAUGUGGAUCUCAACCUACCUGAAUCUAUGAGUCGGGAUACUUCCUUUCAUAAAGGUCGUGUCCAAAUCAGUUGCAAUACCUGCGAAAGGCAAUUUCUGUACAUUUUUUUCUUGUCUUGGGGUUGCUCAGCUUUGAGCGAACAAUGAUUUCCAAAUAUAUUUGUUGAACCUGAAAAGAGCUGGAUUGCAAGAGACACUUCUGUACAUAGUGCAAUUGUGAUGCUGAUUAGCAACACUGCAACUGAGAUGUGUUGUCCCAUCCGAUAGCUUUUUACCCUCUUUAGUUAGUAGAGAUCAAUGUGACUGUUAAUUUCAUUGGGUCCUAGUUUUUUGUUUGUCCAGGGAUAAAGAUCUUAUAUUUUUGCUGUUUGGUAACUUAACUUGAAGAA
This is a messenger RNA of Camellia sinensis, 1799 nucleotides long. It is a transcript of the gene SVR1, whose product is annotated as pseudouridine synthase family protein. Gene Ontology annotation, cellular component: chloroplast. Lineage: Eukaryota; Viridiplantae; Streptophyta; Magnoliopsida; Ericales; Theaceae. Gene Ontology annotation, biological process: maturation of LSU-rRNA from tetracistronic rRNA transcript (SSU-rRNA, LSU-rRNA, 4.5S-rRNA, 5S-rRNA); pseudouridine synthesis; maturation of SSU-rRNA from tetracistronic rRNA transcript (SSU-rRNA, LSU-rRNA, 4.5S-rRNA, 5S-rRNA). Gene Ontology annotation, molecular function: pseudouridine synthase activity; RNA binding. The record is from RefSeq and is a predicted model, not a curated record.